CCAAAAGCAACAUCCAUUAUAAACAGUGUUGGAUACUACCAGGUCAAGUACACAUUCAGAGAAACAAGGCUGCACUCUUGCUGCAGAUCAAGCGGAGGACUUGCAAUGGAGGCAACCAAGGAGACCCAGCAGCAGCAGCAGCAGAGGAAGCCGGACGCCGGCGACACGGUGCAGCUGCCGAUGGACACCAGCCCGUACGUGCAGUACAAGAAGGACGACGGCCUGGAGGACUACAAGCUGCGCGCCUACGGCGCCCGCGGCCACCUCCCCGUCUCCGACGUCCCCCACGGCGGCUGCGGCACCGACGCCCCCACCAUCCCCGGCACCGCCGUCCCCGUCGCCACACAGCGCCGCCACCAACAAGGCGACACCGCCGCUGCCGCCGCCGGCACCGGCCGCGUUGACACCGCCACCGACGCCAUCAAUCACCAUGGCGUGCCAUAGACGGUGUAAGUGGGUAGACUAUGGGUGUUGGUCGGUGAGCCGCGAACCCACUUAUUUUAAUUUAUAAGUGGAUUUGCGGUUUAUUUUAGCCUACAAGUGGAUUUCACGCCACUUACACUCGUACCAUAAACCACCGUAACAUCUUUUCGGUUUUCACUGUGUGAGCUGCUGCCUCUUGUGGUAGUAUAGUGUUCACUGUUCAGUGUCCAGAGAGUGAUAAAAAAAUAAUUAAAUAAAGCCUGAAAUGUGCUACUAUCAGGCACACUGUAAUACUGUUACUAGCCCGAACUGGUUUGCAUCAAAAAUAUUUUUAACGGUUUUCAA
Messenger RNA from Oryza sativa Japonica Group (Japanese rice), 768 nucleotides. RefSeq lists its product as uncharacterized. The record is from RefSeq and is a predicted model, not a curated record. Lineage: Eukaryota; Viridiplantae; Streptophyta; Magnoliopsida; Poales; Poaceae.